AUGGAAUACGUUGCACCAAAGGUAAUUAAUGGAGUGAUUGAAAUUGAUAUUGAACAGGAAGACAUUGAAACAGAAUUACGAUUCUGGGAUAAUGCUCUCAUACUGUAUGUUGUGGGAGAUAAUUUGAGCUUGAACACGAUGAAGAAUUUUAUGCGAAGAAUGUGGAAUUUCAUCAAGAUACCGGAUCUUUACUACCACGAUGACAGGUAUUUUCUGCUAAGAUUUAACUCGCACGAAGACAAGGAAGCUGUCAUGAUGAAAGGCCCCUACACAAUUAGAAAUAUGCCCAUGAUACUGAAAAAAUGGCAAUCUGGUUUCAACUUAAAGCAGGACCUACUCAGAACACUACCAAUAUGGAUCAAACUACCUCAACUUCCCCUGCAUCUUUGGGGAGCACAAAGCCUUAGCAAGAUUGGAAGUGCCAUUGGCAAACCAUUGGUGACUGAUGAAUGCGCAGCGAACAAAUUGCGUGUUUCGUAUGCUAGAAUACUGAUUGAAGUAGAUAUUACACAACCAUUGAUUGAUGAAAUCACCAUAAGGAAUGUUGCAGGAGAUAUCAUAAUGCAACCAGUACAAUAUGAAUGGAGGCCCACCUUCUGUGAAACAUGUCAAAAACUGGGACAUAACUGUGAAGACAGAGGCAAGGUUAAAAAAUGGAUACCAAAACCCAUACAAAAGGAAAAAUUCACAAUCAUAACACCGACACAACAACCAAUACAGGAGAAACUAACGGAUGAAGAAGGAGUAUCUUGGACAAGGGUGAAGAAAUCUGUACGAGAUAAAGGAAAAAACAUAAUAUCUGAUACAACUAGCAGCAUACACUAUGUUAAUGGUUUUGAAUCACUAGAGGUAUUGAAUGAUCACCAGGUGGUCACAAACCUUGAACCAUGUUAG
Messenger RNA from Lathyrus sativus (Indian pea), 894 nucleotides. The record is from the annotation of a GenBank genome assembly. Lineage: Eukaryota; Viridiplantae; Streptophyta; Magnoliopsida; Fabales; Fabaceae.